This is a messenger RNA of Marchantia polymorpha subsp. ruderalis, 5514 nucleotides long. The record is from the annotation of a GenBank genome assembly. Lineage: Eukaryota; Viridiplantae; Streptophyta; Marchantiopsida; Marchantiales; Marchantiaceae.
GGGCUGGGCUGGGUUGCGUUGGGGUCGAUCGGAUCGAGUCGAAGUGACGGGUAGGAAGCAAAGGAAGAGAGAGAGAGAGAAAGCUUUUCGUGGAGAUGGAGGAGACUACAUACAUACACUACUAGAAGUCUACACUAGGAGGGGUAACAGUUAGUAUUGUAAGAAAGACAUCCGGGGGACUGGGGAGGGGGAGAAAGAGAUGAGAUAAUAUUUUUGUUUGUUUGAAAACAUUACAUAUGUACGAACGACCACGCACACUGCUGCUGCUGCUGCUUCUUCUUCUUCCGAUGGCCUCGCCUUCGUCUUCUUCCGCUUCUGCGUCUAGCCUAGAGCCAAGUCUGUACAUGGGUAGCCGCUGCUGCUGCUGCGGCUUUGGCUUUCUUUCUUCUCUCCCAAGAAUUCUUGUGCUGCCUGCCAUGUAAGAAAUUCACACAUCCUGCCUCGCCUCGCCCACCCGCCCGCUCGCCCGCUCGCCAGCCAGCCAGCUUUCGAUCGUCUUCUGUCUUGUCUACACGGCUUGUCACCUUCUCAUCAAUCUCUCCUCCUGGUAGUAGUCGCUCAGCGGGCCAUCCUCAAAAACCCAGCCCGCCCUCCCCACAUCGUCCACACUCCAUUACACCUGCGCUGCGCUGCACUCCGGUCCACAGCCACCGAACCCAUCGCGGAAGCAAAGUUAAGCAAGAGGGUGGGGGAGCAGGUCGAGUGCCGCAGUGGGGGCACUCUUGAAGCCCAGGAACAGCAGCAACAGCAUUGCAGGAGUUGUUGGUUCCGCGCUGCCAUCUUCCAUCCAUAGGAGGGCGAGCAGGACGAGGAGGACGAGGAGGGCAUGCCUGUCACAUUCAUUCUCUCUACACACAGAAGCAGAUAUAUCAUCCCCUCGACUUUGUGUUUCUGAUUGCCUUUGUACGGCGCCCGUAAUCCGAAAUCUGUCAACUUCCUUUUCUGCGAGAGGUCGUCGCAGAAAGAUUGCGAUAUCCGGCGAUACAUUAUUAUUCUGUCAAACGGUGGGCGAUGAUGAGCCACUAGUCAGAAAGCUGUAGGAAACCUUGGACAAAAUUGCGGAUUUCAUUUAAUUCAGACGCCUGUGAGAAAGUGGGCCGGGGUUCGUGACGUCGAGCUAAUUCUCCAGUCCGCAAGAAUGACCAGGCCGGUCUGUGCCGCCUCAUAGCAUCAUCGCCGCCGCUCCCCGGACACUCAUAUGAGCUCUUCUGACUCUCCUAUGCCUCGUUCCCGCUUCAUUCCGAGCUCUUGAGAUGGCCACGACGGCUCGCCUCUAACACCCACCUCGACCAGCAUCGCAGACGUCCAAGCUCCGCCUGCGACACGGCAUCCGCGACUCAGGACAAGGGCCAGCGGAGGCACAUGGGCGCUCUGAGGCGAUGGAUGUAGAGGGGAGUGCAUUCGAGAACGAUAUGGCCGCCGAUGCUGGUCCCGCAGGUGCCGGGUCUCCGUCGCACAUAACCUGCUCGUCUUCUGCUCUGUCGCCUUCCAAAAGCAAUCCGCCCAUGACACACAACGACGGCCCUUGCAAUGGAAGCAACAAGCGCAAACGCCGACCGGCCGGCACUCCUGAUCCAGAUGCAGAGGUUGUGGCGUUAUCACCACGCACCCUGUUGGAAUCAGACCGAUAUAUCUGUGAUAUCUGCAGUCAAGGAUUUCAACGAGACCAAAAUCUCCAAAUGCAUCGUCGACGUCACAAGGUCCCAUGGAAGCUCCUGAAGAGACAGACGACAGAUACUCGCAAGCGGGUGUACGUCUGCCCCGAGCCUACAUGCUUACACCAUGACCCAAGUCACGCAUUGGGCGACUUGGUUGGGAUCAAGAAACACUACCGUCGGAAGCACAGCACAGACAAGCAGUGGAAGUGUGAGAAAUGCUCCAAGGGCUAUGCUGUGCAGUCUGAUUACAAGGCACAUCUCAAAACGUGCGGAACUCGGGGUCAUUGUUGUGACUGCGGACGGGUAUUCUCCAGGGUGGAGAGUUUUAUCGAACACCAAGAUACGUGCACUGCAGCGAAGGAGAAGUCGGCCUUGCAAAUUGGUGGAUUGGUGGGCGGGAGUCAAGCGAAUCGGGGCCUCGCCGACAGUCCUAGCAGUCGGUCUCUCUCCACGGAAUGUCUGAGUGUUGAUCCAUCGCGCUCAGCUUUGUCUGAUUCCGCUGUCAUGCCAAGUUGUAGCGAGUACGGCGACAUGCCUGUGAAUAGCUCUUCACCUUCCGGCAAUCAGCAGCAUUGGAUGAUGCUCGGCGAUAGUCGGGAGCUCCAAUUGCUCCCGGAGGAGUCCGGCGGUUCGAGAGGAUCUACCAGCAUGAUGGUCAUGUCGAGCACCAGCGGUGGGAGGAGGGUAAUUCCUGUCAUCGAGCUCAAAUGCAACACUCCUCCGACCGCUCAAAGUGCAGGAGGGUCAGGAGGAGGAGGCGGAGGAGGAGGAGGGGGAGGAGCCGAGACUACACCUGGGUUGCAACUCUCCAUAGGUCCAUACUCAAAUACCGAGGACGCCUCGAACCUUCGAGACAAGGCUUCGAUUUCGAUGAUCGGACCAUCUCUUCCAGAUGUGUACGAGGUGAAACCAGUCACGGCCACGGAGAGGGCGGCAUUUUCCAGUAUGCAGCAGCACAGGCUUCAGCGAAGAGCGAGCGAGGGCAGUAACAGUGAGGUAAACACAGCGGUGGCCGGCUUGGGAGCCUUGCAAAGCUUGACGUCGGCAAGCUUACGAGGAGGAGGAGGAGGAGGAGGAUCAGGCUCAGCGUUAGGAGGAGGAGGAUUGGGUUCCAGCGUCGGCCAUAAUGGAUGUGGCGGAAUCGGCGAUGGAUUGACGUUAUCGAGCUCAUCGCCGCCUACCACUGCGACGAGCUGCGCGCGAGGAGGGGGAGGUGAGUGUUCCGAUGUUGCGCAAAUGCAUCAUCUUCUGAAAGGACCCGCGGGCGCUCGGAAAAACGUGAGCAGCAACUUAUUGCUAGCCGGGGUCAAGGAAUCGAGCCUUCUGUCGAGGAGAAGGAGCAGGUCACCGAAUCAAUAUCAACAAUAUGAUAUGCACAAUGGUCAAUCUGAUUUGGUAGUUGUGCCGGCCUCCACAGAGUGCAUGGGUGGUGCAUGGGGGCAGGCGAACAGACAACAGAAUGCUCCCCUCACGCCCACCACCCCAUCGACCACCAAUGGCGGAACUUAUGUGACCGACCUCGAAAGCGAAACUGCGAUCAUGCCAAUGCGCAACCGACAAUACGGAGGCGGAGGAGGAGGUGGUGCAGCGGCGCGCGAGCACAUGGAGGCAGCCUUGCGCGCCAUGGAGGAGGCGUCUCGGCACAAGGACAUGGCAAGCAAUGCACGGGAGAUGGCGCGACCCGAUGUGGGAAGUGCGUGGUGGACGGACCUCGCGGCCGCUCGCCGAACCAAGGAGCAAGCACGAGUGGAGCGCGAGGAGGCCGAGUCUCAGCUCGCGCAGGCCGAGCUACUCAAGCAGGAAGCUCGCGAGCAGAUGAAGCUGGCCUCGGCCGAGAAAACGUACGCCGAGCAUGCGCGAGAAAAUGCCAAGAGGCAGCGCGAGCUGGCCGAGUCGGAGCUCAAUUCGGCCAAGCGCGUUCGAGAGCAGGCGCAGUCUGAUUUCGCCAAAGCGCAGAUGUUGAAGGAGCAAGCGGAUCGUUUCAUGGACGCAGCGUCGGGUCGCCUUUCGGUCGCAGCAGUCAUGAGCAAUCAACCGAGCACGGAUGCAAGUAGUAGUGCUCAAAGUGAGCAGCAGCAGCAGCAGCAGCAAAACAACAACAACAACAACAGCGUCAGCGGCAGCAGCAGCAGCAGCAAGAACAAUCAACGGCAAGUUCCCCCGUGCCUCGACUUCACAUCUCUCCCCUUACCCAACUUCUCCUCAACUUCAUCCCCUUUUCAGAUUUCCACACCGCCUCGGUACCCGUCGAGCAUGAUUCCAGUCACAUUCAUCGGCACCUCUGCCAUUUGUCCGCCCCCAAUGUCUCUACCUCCAUCCUUUGACACCGUCUGCACCACCGCUGCUUCACACUCCACUUACUCCUCCUCCAUGGUCACCGAGGGUCAUCUACGCACGCCAAAGCCGGAGAUGAUAUAGUUUAACAGCUGAUUUGUGGCUCCGAAAGCAGUGCUUAUCUCCUGCUGCGCGGAAUUGGUGUGAAGGCCGCAGCCGCCACCAUAUGAGUGAGUGAGUGAGUGGGUGUGUGUAUGUGAGUGUGUGAGUCUGUGUGAGUGUCGCGUUCAUUCCAUCUCUCCGCCGGUUGGAAAUUUGACAUUGGAGUAUUAAGAGCUCAAAUGUUACGGCCGGCAAUCUGCUAGCGACUCGAUCGGUCGUCGUAAUAGAGCGGGCGAACUGGUAGGGGAUCAGGAGGAGAACAUCAAAACGCGAUGAGGAAGCAUGUACACGCCACGCCACGCCUCGCCCAUCCCACCUGACAUGACGGAAGAGCACGAAGGAGUGGGGGUGGCCUUCACAGCUAUACCACGCAUUACAGCAGCAGCAGCAGCUCCAGAUUCUUCCGAAGUACAAUUUAUUCUUCCUAUACAUGUACAUAUAGGAAGCAACAGGCAGCCAGAUGCAGCAGGCGGCAAAUGUAGCACAAGUUUGUAGAUCUAGUCUCACUGACAUACUGACCGGUCAAAUGUCAAGACCCGCACGGACACUCGAGCACCUGGCUGAAAGAAUUUAUGGCACAUGGUUUUCUAAUGCUUGGAUUAUGCCACAAAUGCGCAUUGCUCUCGCGCUUCUGCCCGCCUCGCCCAACCCUGCCCUGCCAGCCUGCAGCAGUUGUAUGACUUGACUGUCUCAGGAGGAGAAUGGGGAGCAAACCAAUCCUCUCGCAUUCAUUCAAUUACGAAGGAAUGGCCAUGCAUACACGCCCAUGCCGGAGGAAUGUCUAUCAUGCACUCUGUUCAACUGCUAUAAAUGUGGUCUACGAAGUUGAAUGGCUGCGAUGGGCUUGUUACAGAGAAGCGUGUACGGUAGUCGAAAGCGACCGCAACUGCCUGCUACUGAGUCGCACUGUGGCGGGUUCGGUUGGGUUCAGUUCAGUCGAGUCAGGACUUGGAUGUUGUAGCACUGUAGGAGAAUUGGGGUUAGGUUGAUGAAUCUCGAAACUAGCCAGCAUUCUGUUUGCGUUCCAUUUACGGGUCAGCAGCAUCUACUCCUCUAACCUCCAAUUAAUGCUGCCUUGCUCGACGACCGGAUCUUGGGCAAAAUGUCUGCUCCAUGGAUCGUGCGAGCAAGAUAUGGCAGAGUAGAGCUGUAGCUAGUUAGAUUAGCGAGCCAGGAGUUUUCGGUUUUACCGAGUCAACAGUACACUCAAGUUUUUCAAAGCGGAUGUUCUCCACCUCCUUUACCACGAGAUGAGGAGGAAGGAUACGCUGACCUAGCUGAGCUGGUCGACUGGUCCGGUCCGGUCCGGUCCCUCGUAUCGAUCAUCUUCAUGAAAAUGAUUGGAUUGGAAAGCGAAUUUUAUAUUUUACAUUGCGGCACAGGGCUGUCAGGACGGUGAAUAAAGGUCCAUACAUUUGGU